GUCACCGAUGAUAGCGUCGUUUAGCGUGCGUCAUUACCGUACUAAUUGAAUAUUUGAUGGAGAGAUUAGCUUGCGUAUAAAAUGGCAGUCGCCUUGCCAUCACUCUGCUCCUCCCUGCUCGGUUCGCAGCUGCAGCUUCAGCUUCAGUUGCUAUCUGCUGGCUGGCUCAUCAGCUCCAAGAACACAGUAACAGAGGAGAGUGCUUAGCAUAAAUUAGCGGCAGUUCCGAGGCCAGGCUUUUCGUCCGGGCGAAGCGAAACGAGGAGAGAUCCGAGGCUGCGAGCUGGGAGAGCUCUCUGCUACUCCCAGGUUCAACAGGUCCAAGAGGUGCAUCAAGAAGUUGCCCUUCCUGUAGCACCAUCUAUCAUCAAUGAUGUUGGACAGAAGAUGGCGGGGAACCAUACUUUUGCUCAUCUGUCUUGUCUGCAAUGCAUCAGGGACUUAUGUUGGCGCCAACACGAUCCCUUCGCCGGAGAACUCGCCGUCGGAGUUCGCCAAGAUUGUUCAGUCUAAGCAGACGAAGCAUGCGCGCGUGUUCAUCGGCGGCGGGGACCAUCGGUCGCUGCGAUCGCUGGCGAACACCGGCGAGGAGGUGAUCCUCACCGUGCCCAACGACCAGCUCGAGCACAUGGCCGAGUUCCCGGAGGAGGCCGAGCUCUGGGUCGCCGCCAACGUCGCGCGGUUCCUCCCGGCGACGAGGAUCACGCACGUGGUGGCCGGCGACGACGUUGUGGCCAGGUCACCGGGGAACGCGUACUUCCUCCUCCCGGCGAUGGCCAACCUCCACGCCGCGCUCGCCGCGUCGCGCCUCGACGGCCGCGUGAAGGUGUCGAGCGCGGUGUCCGGCGCCGCGCUGCAGGCUCCCCCGGCGUGGGCCGCCGCCGCCGUGGCGGGCGGCCUCCUCCGGUUCCUGAACGCCACCGGCGCGCCGCUGUUCCUCAAGACCCGGCCGUCGGAGUCCACGGACACCAUGGUCGACGCGGCCUACGGCGCGAUGCGCGCGCUGGGGUUCCCCGGGGGCGCCAUCCCGGUGAUCGCGGCGCCGGUGGAGACAGAAGAAUUCGGCGGUGGCGCGACGACGGUGGUGUACCACAGCUACCUGCUGCAGGCCUCCGGCGGCGUCGGCGGCGGCGAGAGGCGGUCGCUGGCGACGUCGGCGGGGAUGUUCUGCGUGGCGCUGCAGAACGCGGACGCGGCGGCGCUGCAGGCGGGGCUGAACUGGGCGUGCGGGCCCGGGCAGGCGGACUGCGCGGCGAUCCAGCCCGGCGGCGCGUGCUACAAGCAGAACAACCUGCCGGCGCUGGCGUCCUACGCCUACAACGACUACUACCAGAAGAUGGCGUCCACCGGCGCCACCUGCUCCUUCAAUGGCACCGCCACCACCACCACCGCCGAUCCCAGCUCAGGAUCAUGCGUCUUCACAGGAAGCUCGAUGGCAGGAGGCUCGAACACGAGCGUGCCGGGAGCCAGCCCUCCGACGACGCUCUCCCCACCGGCGGGCCUCACGCCGCCGGUCGGCACCAGCCCACCGACCGACUUCAGCCCGCCGGCGGCCGGCACGACCCCUCCGGCCGGCGGCUUCACCCCGCCGGCGGGCGGCUUCGGCACCCCGCCGCUGGGCGGGUUCGGCACGCCGCCGUCGGGGUUCGGCCCGCCGGGGAGCUUCAACGGGAGCGGCUCGUCGUUCGGGCCCAGCAGCGCCUUCAGCCCGUACGGCGGCGCCGGCCACCGCGACGGCGGCGCCUCCGGCGCUCGCCUCGCCGCCGCUGCCCUCGCCGUGCUGCUCCUGUCCGUCGAUCUCAUGUGAAGUUCGUUUCUAUUUGUGUAAAUUUGGGAAUCAUGCGUUGUGAUGUUGCUCUGAGAAAUUGCUGGUCUCUGUAGGCGGCGGAUUGAAAUUAUGCAUACGAAAAAUUAGGAGUUUAUAUAUAUAUAUGUAAUUAUGCAUGUAUAGUAUAUAUACUUGAUCAGCAUGGACAUUAUCUAAAAAAAUAUGUGCUAGUCAGUCGCUGACAAUUUCUGUUCUUCGACCUGUCAGUUAAUGGUUAUACAUGUACAUGCCACUAGCCUCACGCAUGGUUGAGUUGGAUCUGGAAAAAAACAAUCUUUACAUGAUACUGAAUUGGCGAUACAAAUA
Oryza sativa Japonica Group (Japanese rice) is the source of this 2134-nucleotide messenger RNA. RefSeq names its product glucan endo-1,3-beta-glucosidase 4. NCBI's taxonomy places the organism in Eukaryota, Viridiplantae, Streptophyta, Magnoliopsida, Poales, Poaceae. Gene Ontology annotation, molecular function: hydrolase activity, hydrolyzing O-glycosyl compounds. Gene Ontology annotation, biological process: carbohydrate metabolic process. The record is from RefSeq and is a predicted model, not a curated record. Gene Ontology annotation, cellular component: plasma membrane.